Messenger RNA from Dermatophagoides farinae (American house dust mite), 3361 nucleotides. It is a transcript of the gene kat80, whose product is annotated as katanin p80. Gene Ontology annotation, cellular component: katanin complex. The record is from RefSeq and is a predicted model, not a curated record. Gene Ontology annotation, molecular function: microtubule binding. Lineage: Eukaryota; Metazoa; Arthropoda; Arachnida; Sarcoptiformes; Pyroglyphidae. Gene Ontology annotation, biological process: microtubule severing; microtubule depolymerization.
UUUACGUGCGUGAUUACAUUCGAAACUUUUUUUCGUAUACAUUUUAAAUGAAUUUUGAAUUAUUGUCUGAAAGAAAAAUUUUGGUAUCGGUAAAAUGGCCACAUCCUUAUCAUCGACAUACACUACGGUUACGAAACCUAAAUGGACAUCAUCAUUAUUUGCCACUUAUUCAUCGACAACAAGUAGUUGUCCAUCAUCAUCGCCAUCAUCGGUGACAUCAUCACCAAAUUCCGAUCCAGCACCGUCGGAUUAUUUAUCCUCAUUCUUGAACUAUAAACGUUCUCAUAAUCAUCAUUCAUCAUCAUCGAUGUCAUCGUUGACGAAUGAACAUUUUUCAUCAAAAGCAAAUACGAUAACAUCCACAAUUGUUAGUAAUAAUGGUCCCGGCAUCAUCAAAAGUCACGCGACUCGUUCCAACAGAUCCAAUCAUCCAAAAAUAACUGAGCACGAAUUUGUCGCCCAUGGAUCCGCUGUCACAUGUUUGGCUUUAGGACAAAAAUCUGGCCGUGUUAUGGUUACCGGUGGUGAUGAUGCCAAAAUAAAUUUAUGGGCCAUUGGUAAACCAAAUUGUAUUAUGAGCUUAAAUGGCCAUCGAACAUCGAUCGAAUGCGCCAAAUUUAAUCAAAAUGAAGAUAUUGUUGGAGCUGGUUCAGCAUCUGGUGCCAUUAAACUUUGGGAUCUUGAAGCAGCCAAAUUGAUACAAACAUUAACUGGUCACAAGACUAAUGUACGUUGUCUUGAUUUUCAUCCUUAUGGUCAUUUUCUUGCUUCUGGAUCAUUCGAUACUAGUAUUAAAUUAUGGGACUACCGGAAAAAGACUUGUAUUAUUACAUAUAAGAUACAUUCAAAAGAUGUACACUGUCUGAAACUUAGCCCGGAUGGCCGAUGGCUUGCAUCCGGCGGCAAUGAAGGGUCUGUGAUGUUAUAUGAUAUUGUUGCCGGAAAAAUGCUUGCCGAAUUAAAAGGUCAUUCAUCAUCCGUAACCGAUGUGGUAUUCCAUCCGAACGAAUUUCUAUUGGCCAGUUCAAGUUCAGAUGGUACGAUAAAAUUUUGGGAUUUAGAAAGUUUUCUUCAAGUAUCGACGACUACCUAUCAAUCUGAUAUUGGAGCCAUUAGAAAGAUUGCUUUCCAUCCUGAAGGCAAAGCAUUGAUUGCAAGUGGUAAAGAUGUAAUGAAAGUAUUCGGAUGGGAGCCAACACAUCUUUAUGAUGUAGCACAUACUUAUUGGGGUCGAUUAAAUGACAUGGCCAUUAUGGAUGAACAAAUUGUUGCCGGAACAUUUUCAACGACAAACGUUUCCGUGUAUAUGGUCGAUUUGAAUGCCAUACAGCCAUUUAAUUAUAAUGCAAACAAAUCUCAACUUUGUUCACGUGACAACGUUCUACGGCAAAGUACACGAAGAAGUUUCAAUUUCGAACAUACAAGCAAAACUUGCAAACAACUAGAGUCCUUGGAAUCAAGUAGAACGGAUGAUAUGGAUACAAUGAAUGGAUCGGAUGGCAUUGAUUCAUUGGCAGAAAUUUACAAUACCUGUGAUUAUAAAGAAAUAUUUCAAUCGCGGAGAGAAUUAAUGCGCACACCUCCACCAUUAGAUAAUAAUAUAUCCAAUGAUCAAAACUUACAUAGCCUUCAACUCGACCAGACAAGUCUUUCCACAUCUUCGACUGGUUUUACGGUCGGCCAAAAACCAUCGCUCAAAUCCAAUCUAAUGCAUAUGGCCAGAGGAACAACAUCAAUAUCGACACCAUUGCAUUCAGUUCGCCAUCUAUCCGAAUCGCUUAACAAUUUGAAUUUAAAUCAUCGAAAUAAUAAUAUCCUACCUAGUACUCCAUUGUCUCCGAUUAUCGCAAACAAAAGUAAUGAUCAUUCAACUUCGGCCAUAAAAGAUUCGAAUGUAGCCAAUAAUAAUCACAUUUUACCGCAUUCUACAUCGUUAACGGGUCUCAAUCAAUUGAAAAAUGCUAACGGUGAUGGCCAUCAUGUAACAACACUUCCCAAUAUUUCGAAUAUAAGUCAUAAUAAAAUGAUACACACACCAUCAUCAAGUUCGUCAUCAAUGACAAUGGCAUCCAAUCCAAUAUAUUCAUCCCUGUAUACAAACGCAUCUAAUAAUAAUACCACCUUGUCCCCAAUGAGUCAUCAUUCACUAAUUUCACCCUCUGUUUAUGGCAAUUCAACAACAUCAUCAAUGACAACAUCCACAACCAUAACAACUACGACCAAUAAAUUGUCAUCAUCAACGAAAUUGAAUGAAAAAUCAAAUGGCAAUAAUAACAAUACAUCCAUUAUAGCCACAACAUUGACUCCAAAUAAAAUCACAUCCAUGGUUCGUCCAAUCAUAAACGAUUCAAAUCGACCUUCCAUCACUGGCAGCUAUCCGAUUCAUCAACAAAAACCUUCCAUCUCCAUGAAUGUGGAUGACCAUGUAAUGACCUGCGUCAAAUCAUCUUCGUCUAUUGUUCAGAUAUCCCCAUCAUUAAAGAAUAGCAAUAUAGACGUGACAACAAAUGAUUCUACUAUGAUCAUACCGGAGAUAAGUGAUCAUCCAGCCGGUCUGGAUUUUAACGAUUUUCUACCGAAACACAUACAACAGUAUGGCUGUGAUCAACAGCCUUUUAUUUCAGAAGUCGAAACUAUUAAUACGAUAAUGAAAGGACAUAAAGCAGCAAAAGCUGGUUUAGAUUACCGAAGAAAACAGGUACAGAUUGUAUUGGCAAUGUGGGCGACAAAAGAUUCAAAAACAGCAUUGGAAUAUGCCAUCAAUUUGGAUGAAAAAUCAAUUAUUAUCGAUAUAUUGAAUGUUAUGAUUUGGAAACCAUCUGUCUGGAAUUUGGAUAUUGCUUUGAUUUUAUUGCCAUGCAUACAGGAAUUACUUCAAAGUAAAUAUGAAAGUUACAUGUCAGUCGGAUGCAGUGCAUUGGCUUUGAUAUUGAAAACAUUUUCGCCUACAAUCAAGAAUAACAUAUCGGCUCCACCAGGUAUCGGUGUGGAUAUCUCUCGCGAAGAAAGAUAUAACAAAUGUAUGAAAUGUUACAAUUAUCUUCUAUCAGCACGAGCAUUCGUAUUAAAACGACAAACAUUACAGGGAAAAAUUGGCCGAUCAUUUCGUGAGCUAUCGAUUUUGAUGCAAAAUCUUGAAUAAAAAAAAAUAUUUUGUAUGUAAAUGAUUGACAUACUCAUAAACAACCACCGAUCUCCUCACAAAUUCAUCCAUCAUAUACUCUUUUCAAUACCAAUUCCGAAAACCGAAUUAAUAUUUGCGUUUGAUUUUAAUCACCUUUAACCCGAUCUUUUCUGUCUGGACAAAAAAUAAAUAUAUCAUCAUUUGUGAUAAAAAAAUAUUGUAAUAAACAAAAAAAUU